This is a messenger RNA of Lathyrus sativus (Indian pea), 1644 nucleotides long. NCBI's taxonomy places the organism in Eukaryota, Viridiplantae, Streptophyta, Magnoliopsida, Fabales, Fabaceae. The record is from the annotation of a GenBank genome assembly.
AUGUCGAUUUCUAGGUUAAGAUGUGUUUUCGUUCCCAAUUUUUCUCAUUUUCAAUGUCAAAACCCUAUUUUCCUUCCCUGUUUCCUCUCUUCUUACUCGAUGCAAUACGACCAAGACAAUCUUGUUUCCGAAUUCAAUCAAUUACUCCAUCAGAAUCCUACACCAACCAUCUUCCAAUUUGGCAACAUUUUAGGUUCCCUUGUCAAGGCGAACCAUUACUCCACUGUUGUUUCACUUCAUCGACAAUUGGAAUUGAAGACAGGAAUUGAAUCAAACUUAGUCACUUUGAACAUUUUGAUGAAUUGCUUUUGUCAAUUGGGUCUAAACUCUCUUUCAUUUUCUGUAUUUGCCAACAUUCUCAAAAAGGGUUACCAGCCAAAUACCAUAACUCUGACUACACUCAUCAAGGGACACUGUCUUAAAGGCGAGGUCCAUAAAGCAUUGCAGCUUCAUGAUAAGAUGGUAGCACAGGGGUUUCACUUUAAUCAAGUUUGUUAUGGCACCUUGAUCAAUGGGUUAUGCAAAGUUGGAGAAACAGCAGCAGCCCUGCAGUUGCUCAGACAAGUAGAUGGGAAAUUGAUUCAGCCUAACGCGGUAAUGUACAACACUAUUAUUGAUAGUAUGUGCAAAAGUAAACUUGUUAAUGAUGCUUUUGAUUUAUAUUCUGAAAUGCUUGCUAAGAGAAUCUAUCCUAAUGUUCUUACUUAUAAUGCAUUAAUCUAUGGCUUUUGCAUUGUGGGUGAAUUGAAAAAUGCUGUUGGUUUGUUUUGCAAAAUGAUAUUAAAAAAUAUCAACCCUGAUGUGUAUAGCUUUAAUAUAUUGGUUGAUGCAUUUAGUAAGGAAGGAAAAAUGAAACAAGCUAAAGCAGUGGUUGCUGCCAUGAUGAGAAAAGGCAUAAAACCUGAUGUUGUUGCAUAUAACUCUUUAAUAGAUGGAUAUUGCAUGCGUAAACAAGUGAACAAGGCCAAUGAUAUAUUCAACGCUUUGUCCUUGAGGGGAGCGGCUGCUGAUAGUUGGAGCUACAAUAUCAUGAUUAAUGGGUUUUGUAAGAUUAAAAUGGUGGAUGAAGCUAUUAAUCUCUUCAAAGAAAUGCAUUACAGAAAAAUCAUUCCCAAUACGAUAACUUACAAUGCUCUUAUUGAUGGCGUUUGCAAAUCAGGUAGAAUCUCAUAUGCUUUGGAGCUUGUGGAUGAGAUGCAUGAUAGAGGUCAACCGCCUGAUAUAUUCACUUACAAUUCUAUAUUGGGUGCUCUAUGUAAAAAUCACCAUAUUGACAAGGCAAUUGCAUUGUUACGAAAAUUUGAAGACCAGAGUAUUCAACCAAAUUUGCGUACAUAUAAUAUUCUUAUUAGAGGGUUGUGCCAAAGUAGAAGACUAGAGGAUGCACGAAAAGUUUUUAAAGAUCUUUUGGUCAAAGGAUAUGAUCUAAAUGUCUAUACAUAUACCAUUAUGAUCCAAGGGUUUUGUGACGAGGGCUUGUUUGAUGAAGCAUUGGCCUUGCUGUCAAAAAUGAAAAACAGUGGCUGCAAUCCAAAUGCUAAAACUUAUGAAAUAGUUAUUCUUUCUCUGUUUGAAAAAGAUGAAAAUGAUAAGGCAGAGAAACUUGUUCGUGAAAUGAUUGCGAGAGGUCUAUUUAAAGAUUAA